Oncorhynchus gorbuscha (pink salmon) is the source of this 1434-nucleotide messenger RNA. RefSeq names its product hydroxysteroid 11-beta-dehydrogenase 1-like protein. Gene Ontology annotation, cellular component: intracellular membrane-bounded organelle. Gene Ontology annotation, molecular function: oxidoreductase activity. Bases 1 to 852 code for a protein of 283 amino acids. The transcript is spliced from 7 exons. The record is from RefSeq and is a predicted model, not a curated record. NCBI's taxonomy places the organism in Eukaryota, Metazoa, Chordata, Actinopteri, Salmoniformes, Salmonidae.
AUGCCGGUCCCGCUGAAGACAAUGUUUUUCAUUUUUGCCGUUUGUCUGAUUGCAGUCCUCUGGAGAGACACGUUUGAUCCAGAGUCUGUUCGUUGUGCCAGGGUGCUGGUGACUGGGGCCAGCACAGGCAUCGGAGAACAGCUGGCAUACCACUAUGCCAAGAUGGGCACCCAGGUCGUCAUCACGGCCAGGAGGGAGUGCCCCUUACAGAAGGUGGCAGCGAAGUGCACAAGCCUGGGGGCUCAGAAGGCUCUGUAUGUGACAGGGGACAUGUCCCAGUCCUCAGCCCCAGAGAGAGUGGUGAGGAUGGCUGUCGAACAACUGGGAGGUCUUCACAUCCUGGUUCUAAAUCACAUUGGAUCCACCCCAUUCGCCAUGUGGAACGGAGAUGGGGAUCACAUCAGGGAACUGAUGCAGUUGAAUUUCCUCAGCUAUGUGAACAUGGCUUCAGCAGCUUCACCAGUACUGGAGCAGAGUGCAGGGUCUAUGAUCGUAGUGUCAUCUCUGUUGGGUAAGAGAACCACUCCUUUUGUGGGGCCCUACGCGGCCACCAAGUUUGCAGUGAACGGUUUCUUUGGUUCCAUGCAGCAUGAGCUAGCCAUGCAGCGCAGCAAUGUGUCUCUGACCAUCACCACACUGGGCCUGAUAGACACAGACUCAGCCAUGGACAAAAUCAGAGGAUAUACCAACACGGCCUACCCAGCCAACGAUACUGCCCUCCACAUCAUCAAGGCCGGGGCCACACACCAGAAGGAGUCAUUUUACCCUGGAUACAUCUACUUCGCCUGCUUGUGCAGAGACUGGUUCCCCUUCUUCAGAGACAUCAUCAUCCAGAACUCCUACACAUACUGAAGGAGCCACCAUACCCCGAGUUAAGGAAGCACAUAAGCCUACAGGAACGUGUGUGUCCUCAGGCCAAGAAUAGCAAAGCACCCUUUACUGGCUCAGCUGCCUUACCAACCUUUGAGUAAACAAAUGAACAACAGAUUUCAACAUGGUUAUAGGGAAGGGCAUUCAACAUGUACGGACGGCACUUACACAAAUUACUGAUGAUUGGAUGAGAUAUAUUUAUAAUAAAAAGAUUGUGGGAGUUGUUUUGUUAGACUUCAGUGCAGCUUUUGACAUUAUUGAUCAUAAUCUACUGCUUUACAUCCCCUGCCAUAUUGUGGAUGGAAAGUUACCCGUGUAACAGAACACAGAGGGUGUUCUUCAAUGGAAGCCUCUCCAACAUAAUCAAGGUAGAGUCAGGCAUUCCCCAGGGCAGCUGUCUAGACCCCUUUACUGUUUUCAAUCUUUACUAAUGACCUGCCACUGGCUCUGAGUAAAGCCAGUGUGUCUAUGUUUGCUGAUGACUCCACACAUCAGCUUCCACAGCAAGUGAAAUCACCGCAACACUUAACUAAGCUGCAGUCAGGUUCAGAAUGGGUGUCAAUA